This is a messenger RNA of Camellia sinensis, 636 nucleotides long. The record is from RefSeq and is a predicted model, not a curated record. Lineage: Eukaryota; Viridiplantae; Streptophyta; Magnoliopsida; Ericales; Theaceae.
AUGUGGUUGUGGGGGUCAUUUAUCAUUUUUACUCUCGAUCACGCACCAAUAAUACUCUUUUCAAACAGUAACAACGGUGAAGCAAACGUCGACCUUCACUCCUCCACUCCCUACGUCUCCGCACCUUCAAGCCUCGGCUCAUUCGAGUUCGAAUUUUCUUGUGGGUUCUCACUGAGCGGUAUGAGUUCCGCCGACGAGUUGUUCUUGAAUGGUCAGAUCCGGCCGAUGUCACCACUACGAACAGCACAGUUCCAAUGGCAAGAACAUGAAGAAAAUGAGGCCUCUCAUCAUCAUCAUCAUUGCAUUCUGGAGUUGGAAGAUUCUGAGAACAAAGAAGCUGAAACUCCGUCAAUCGAGACAACACCGUCAGGCUCUGCUUUGUCUUCAAGGUCUUCAUCGUCUGCAAGGAACUCGAACAAGUGGAUAUUCAAGGUCUUCACUUGCUCAUCAUCUUCAAGGGACGAGAAGGAAAAGAAUCGCAAGGAAACGGAAACGCAAAGCAAAAGAAAAAGAAAACAAGUUCUCCCAAAAAACCCGAUCAAGCGUAGGGUUCCGCCGUCGGCUCACGAGUUGUAUUACACUGCGAAUAGAGCACAAGCGAAGGAGAUGAAGAAGAAGACCUUCUUGCCCUACUAG